UGGUCGACAGUUUCAACGAGCCGCAUACACACUUAGCUAGCUAGCUUUAGCUUUGUAUCCGAUAUCCAUACAUUUAACAUUUAACAUGGCGCGUUACCUCAUCAACGACGAAGUCUGUAAAAGUUGGGAGAAAUGUGGCAGAAAUGAGUUCUUAAAAUUUUGCCGCAGUAGGAUAUCAGAAGCGUCUGAUGAUGGGAUCAUUACAGGAAAUGUUCAGGCUUUGGUUGCUGGUCUUCAUGACUUGAUUGAUCAGACAAUAAAAGGGAACUUGAAGCAGGAUCUUGCAGUGUCCACACUCAGUGCCAUUGUGGAUAUCCAUCCUGGUGUACCAUCUAUCUUAGUGGAUGUCUUCAACAUUAAAGAUAUUGAAACCACUUCAAGGGAGGAUGGCAUAUGCAAGGAAAAUUUAAUCUCUCUUCUGACAGCUUGUACAGCAUUCUUGGAUAGCGGCUUAUUGAAGGAGAGAUUAGACAAUGACACUCUUGAUGCUAUCAAUGUUCUCUCCAACAAACAAGCCUUUGCUCAGAGAUAUGUCCGACUCAAGACAAAACUAUACUACAAACAACAAAAGUUCAAUCUUUUACGUGAAGAGAGUGAGGGCUUUGCUAAGUUGGUCUCGGAGCUUACUCAAGUCACAUGUGAUCCUUCUACAAGCUCUCAGGUGUCAAAGACUAUCAAAGCACUUAUAGGUGGAUUUGACCUUGAUCCAAACCGAGUCCUUGACAUCAUCUUAGAGGCCUUUGAGACAGCUCCUGAGCUCGAUCAUGUCUUUAUUCCUCUACUCAGGUCAUACAUGUGUGACCCUCUAACAGUAUGUCAGGUCUUAGGCUUCAAGUUUCAGUUCUACAAGGAAGAAAACAUUCGAACUCCAAAAUCUCUUCACAAGGUCACAGCGCAGCUUCUUCAACAUCAUAUUGUUGAACUGGAUGACAUAUACCCUCAUCUUGCUCCAACUGAUGUUGAUAUCUUCAAGGCCCACAAGCAGGAGAUUAUUGAUGCAAGGCAGUAUGCUAGGAAGAUGAGCAUGGCUGUUCUUGCAGACAAGGAUGACAAAGAUGACAAGGAGAAAGAGAAGGAGAAAGAUGAACAGGUUAUUGACAACCAAAAGAUUGGAUUGUGUGAAGCCUUGAUUCUAAUAGGAGAUUGGGUACAUGCCAAGAAACUACUAGACAAACUGCCUGAGUAUGGCACUACAAGUAACCCUACUGUGUCCAAGGCUCUCUGCAACCUCAUUGAAUCUAUACUUCAACCUCUAUACACAAAGAGUUGUCAACCACAGGGAGCAAAAGGGCAUCAUAUACCUUCACCUCCGAAGAAUGGCACCUUGCCGGCUGUUCAGAACCUAGGAGACGUCAAAGGAGUCCUUGAGAUGUGCCGCUAUCUUGGACCAUAUGCAUCAUUACAACCUAUCCUCAUCUGGAAACUUGUCAGGCUAGGCAAAGCACUACUUGCUCAGAGAGCCUCAAUGACAGAGGAAAAGAAAGAAGAUUUGAAUUCUGUCUUUCAUGAGAUGCUAUCAGUGAUUGAGCAAGUGAUAUUACCCUCUAUCAGCAUGAUGCCAUGUAAUGCUUGUCUCUCUGAAGAGGUCUGGUCUCUAAUGAAGAUGUUGCCUUAUCAUAGAAGAUACUGCUUGUAUGCGCGAUGGAUAAAUCAUUGCUAUGGUAUCCAUCCCCCAAUGAUUCGGAUCAAAGCUAAUACUACAGACAGGGCCAAGUACAUCAUGAAGAGAUUAACCAAGGAAAAUGUCAAGCCUUCUGGAAGACAGCUUGGGAAAUUAAGCCACUCUAAUCCUGGGGUACUCUUCUCUUAUGUAUUGUCUCAGAUUCAGAUGUAUGAUAAUCUAAUUGCUCCUGUGGUGGAUUCUCUGAAAUACCUUACAUCACUGUCAUAUGAUAUACUAGCUUAUUGUGUGAUAGAAGCUCUAGCAAACCCAGAGAAGGAACGCAUGAAACAUGAUGAGACCAGUCUUUCACUUUGGAUGCAAAGUUUGGCAUCAUUUUGUGGGGCCAUGUUUCGCAAAUACAACAUUGAGUUGACAGGACUACUCCAAUUUGUUGCAAAUCAGCUCAAAGUUGGCAAAAGUUUUGAUCUUUUGAUCUUGAGAGAAGUGGUGUUGAAAAUGGCUGGAAUUGAGGUGACCGAAGAGAUGACCGCUGACCAGUUAGAAGCACUGGCUGGAGGAGAGCUUCUCAGAGCCGAGGGAGGUUACUUUACCCAGGUGCGUAACACAAAGCGAUCAUCACAGCGUUUAAAGGAGGCCUUGCUGGAAGAUGACCUGGCUGUUAGUAUGUGUAUGCUAAUGGCCCAAGAGAAGUACAGGGUUGUCUAUAAACAUGAACAAGGAACUCAUCUCAAACUUGUUGGAAUGUUGUAUGAUCAGUGCCAAGAUACUCUCGUACAGCUAGGUGGGUUCUUAUCCAACCUACUGAGUAUAGAAGACUACUCCAAGCACUUCCCUGAUCUAGUCAACAUGGUCACCAACUAUCACAUCACUCCUGAGAGUGCCUUCUUUCUCUACAGACCAAUGUGUACCAACAAUAUACAGUCAAAGGUAGAUGAAUUACGGCGACUGGAAAAGAGCAGUAAAACACCAAGUAACCGCACCCAACGUUACGUCCAGGCAUCCCAAGCUGUUAUGUCUCCAUUGACUGAGGGAAUAAAUUCCUUUCAUCCUCUUAAAGUCUGGGAUGAUAUCAGCCCACAGUUCUAUGCAAGCUUCUGGACUCUGUCCAUGUAUGACCUUCAUGUUCCGAGCCCAAGCUAUGACAAAGAAAUCAAUAAGAUCAAGGUUACCAUGGCAAAUGUUGACGACAACAAAGAAUUGGCCUCAGCUAAGAGGAAGAAAGAGAAGGAGAGAUAUGCUAUCAUUAUUGAGAGACUAAAGGAUGAAGAAAGAAAGCAACAGGAACAUUGUCAGAGGAUAGAGGCCCGUCUUAAGAAGGAGUGUGAGACAUGGUUCACAGCACGUUCAACAAAGAAUGAGACUAUCACUCAGUUUCUACAGCUGUGUGUCUUCCCACGUUGCUGCUUCUCAGCCAGUGAUGCCCUCUAUUGUGCAAAGUUUGUUCUGACUGUUCACAAGCUAAAGACACCAAAUUUCUCUACUCUUUUGUGCUAUGAUCGGGUAUUUCAGGAUAUCACCUACACUGUAGCUAGCUGUACAGAGCAUGAAGCCAGUCGGUAUGGCAGGUUCCUAUGUGCAAUGAUGGAAACAGUCAUGAGAUGGCAUAGGGAUAAGGAAAUAUAUGAGAAGGAAUGUGGCAACUUUCCUGGCUUUGUAACGGUGCUUAGAGCAAGCGGUACAGAGUCAAGUAACAAGGCUGAUCAGUUGGACUAUGAAAACUUCAGACAUGUCUGUCAUAAAUGGCAGUACAAACUGACAAAGGCAGUGGUUGCUUGUCUGGAAUCCAAGGAGUAUACUCAAAUCAGGAAUACUCUUAUACUUCUAACAAAGAUCUUGCCAUACUUCCCAUUGGUGCAGAACCUUGGUCAGGUACUUGAGAAGAGAGUUGACAAGAUCAGAACAGAGGAGAAGGAAAAAAGACCUGAUAUUUAUGCUUUAGCAAUGGGUUACUCUGGCCAACUCAAAACAAGGAAACAGCACAUGAUCCCAGAGGACAAGUUUCAUUUGAAAGAUAAGCCAGUGUCAAGCUCCCAGUCUACUACCCAAUCCUCAGAGUCUUCAAGUAAGAAGGCCACAUCUAGCAGUUCAACAUCAGUCAGUAGCACCAGUAAUGCUAUUCUCAAUGGUGUAGGCAAGGAACAUCUUAGCAAAGAAGCUGAUACUGAAAAAGUUCAUGGAGCAAGCAGUAAGUCAUCCAAUAGAGAAUCGUCAUCUACAACGAAAUCAUCAUCCACAUCAAAGUCCUCUGUCAAGUCAUCGUCUCAAUUGCAGGGCAAGUCAUCGACGUCGUCAUCAUCAUCAUCCAAGUCUAGUAGUAAUUCAUCAAAGACGUCUGCAUCCUCAUCCAGUGUCAGUGCCAGCACAUCAUCAGGAUCUAAGAAAUCAGAUUCAAAAUCAUCCAGCGAUGGGACUAAAUCCAAGAGAGAAAAAGACGAGCACAAAGAGAGCAGUGUGAGUAGAUCAAGCAAGGAAGAUAAAGCUUCUAAAGAACACAGAGUCCUCAAGGACGAGAAGGUUGUCAAGGAAGUUAAAGUUCAAAGGUCAUCAGAAGGCAAAAGGUCUGGCAGCAGUGAGAAGUCACACCGAGAAGAUGGAAAAGCAUCUAGCAGUAAGAGUUACAGCAGUGAUAACUGGGGUGGGGCACCGUCAACAGAGCUUGAUAGCUGGCCAGAGGAAGGAGAGAGGGUAAGGAAGAUGGAGAAGAAAGCCACCCACCGAGAUAAAUCCAAGGAGAAGGAAGAGCGUGGUGACGGGGGUCAAAGGUCAUCUAAGGAGAGGUCACAGAGGGAAGAAAGUGUUGCAUCUAACUCCAGCCAGGGGUCAGUAGGCUCAGCGUCUAAAAAGGAAUCACCAGCAACCAGCUCUUCAGACAGAGUGGAGCACAAGAGGAGAAAAGUAGAUGCAUCAGCUAUACUUGUGUCUAGCUCUAGCUCUCCUGACCUAGCAAGGGAGACAUCUUCUAGCAAACACAGGAGAAGUAAGAGCAAGGAGCGUCACAGGGAAAGAGAAGUUCUUGAAGCCCCUGAGCCAGAGAGAGAAAGAAGUAGAGAGAAAGAUAAGAAGAGUGAGAAGAAGAGGGAUCAUUCAGCCGGUGAUGUCAAUCAUGAAUCUAAGAGACAUAAAGCCAGUGAUUCAGGUCAUGAGGGUAAAAGUAGUAAAAGGUCAUCAUUAGGUGAUGGAGCUAGCUCAAGCAGUAGUAUGAAUGGAGAGAGGAUGGAUGAGAGGGAUCGAGAUAGAGAGAUGAUGAAAGAAGAAAAGUCAUCAAGAAGAGAAUCAGAUGUGAGGGAUAAACCUGCGAAGGAAAAGAAAAUCAAGCGAGAACCAGUCGAUGAUGAUAAAGAUGAUGACAGACAUAAAUCCAGCAGCUCAAGAAAAAGAAGACCUUGACGACACAUUCUUACAUGGACAAGAAGGAGGUGGAAAGAUUCAUCUCAAAAUUGUCUGUAUUUUCAACUGAAUCUUGUCAUUCAGGAGUGAAGAAAGAUAGCAACGUGAUUGUAUAUAUUAUUUUUUUUGUAAUUAUUCAUGUAUUUUCUCUCUGCCCAUUUUCUGAAGCUAUCAUGAUAAAGGUGUAUCUUUUUAGUUGUUGUUAUUGUAUGGUUUGAAUAGACACACAACAAUGGUUAAUGUUAUCAUGAGCCCCACAACACUGAAGCUUAGUGUUUGAUCAUAGGGCUGAUUUUAUGCUUGAUUGUAUUGAUCAUUAUGUGCAAUCAAUCGUACAAAUCAAUUCUAUGAUUAUUUACUUAGCUUUGUGCUACAGGAUCCUAGUGGGUGACUGUCUUUUGAUGACUUGUUGGUGAUUAUUUCUUGCAAAUUAAUCUCGGUCAAUCGGUUGCUAAAAUUUUAGGAGCUAAUAACGAUUGUCAAUAAAAUUGCUUGGUGAAAUGAUCCCAGUUCCAUCAUCUAAAGAUUUGAAUAUUAUAAUUCUUCCAAAAUCAGAACUGAGAAAACUAAUGCCACUCACUGAUGUUAUUUACCAUUAUUCUGCCAACAAAAUAUGAAGAUAAAUUCCCAUUACUCCCAUUACAAUAUGGCUUUGUCACUGAACCACCAACAACCCAAGGUAGAAGACAGGUAAAGUUUAACAUUCUUCUGUUUGGGGGAUUGGUUCUGCUUCUAUUUAUUCUCAAUAACUUGUAUAUUCUCUCAGAUUUUUGGUGUUGCAAAUACCAAGAAGAUUCUAUGACUGGAGUUCCAACAGGCAAAAAAUUUAUUCAAGCAGCUGUUCAUUUCUAAAGAAGCACAAUAGAAAGAACGGCAAUAAGGACCUUUUGAUGUCCGUCUUCGAAGCCGCCAGUUUCAGUGAAGAAAGCAGAGGGGUGAAAUUUUACGAAUAUACAUUUGUACAGUAUCAGUUCUCCAUCUUUCAUAUUAAUAAACAAACUGAAAUUUGAAUGCAUGACAAAACAUCAAUAACCAGCACUAUAAGCCAGUUCACGGUUAGCUCAUGAUCAACUUUUCUCAAAUGACCUUUGUGAUUUUUCAUUAGGAUAAGCACUAUCAUUUUCAAAUGUAGAUGUUGCGUAAGCUUUACCGGUUGAGUAUUCAAAUUCUAAGAACAAAAGGCAUUGUAUAGACCAGGUGACUAGAAUAGUACAUCAGGGAUAAAGUUUGGAAAUCUGUUUUUGUCUGCCUUUGGCACAUUUGACUAUUGUUUAGGCUAAUGUCAAAUACCAGUGAUUAUGAAGGAUCUAUUUAUUACUCUUAAGCUUGGAUGUGAUAAAUAUUUUAAAAAGGAAUACAUGAAUAAUCAUCCAAUCACAAAUGCCUAUGUCAGUGAAUUUGAAAGCCACCUUCAUGGUUGUCUCCAAUGACCUUUUUCUGCUCGUGCGCAGUUUACAACCGUGAACAGGCUUAUUACGACGAGAUAUUUGCCCACAUUAUAUCAAUAAAUCUGUAAUUAGUGAAAAAGGAAAGAAUUUGACCUUUACUGAAACUAGAUUUUAAAACUUUUCCGAUUGUUUGCGGCGAAUGAAAAUUUCAAAUGUGGUCUGUAGAAUAUCGUUGUUCAUUACUGUACAUGUAUAUGCCAGAUGAGUGCCCGCACAUGCCCAGUCAAGCAAAUUUGAGUCAUAUUUCAGGACAUACAUGUAUUGCAUAGUUUAUUUUCGCAUGCCUCCGAAUUAUGUACUACACAUAUAACCAGACCAAGAUGCGGCGAAAAAGUAAUUAUCACAAAAGCAUAUUUCUUUUUAUGUAUGACCUAUAGCUGCGGAGUCAUGCGGGAAUCAUUUGUCUACACAAUUGCAAGAGAUGUUGAGCAAAGUGCAUGCCUGACAUACUUUCUGCUGGCGGCUUUUAACCUUGUUCAAAGAGAUUUUAUUUGCUGUUACUCCAUCUCAUUUGAAACCUCCUUGCAAAUACAGUGUGACCUUUGAUAGGGGAGAUCGGGGUUAGUUGGAAUAUUUUUGACAAAAAUGGCUGUAAAAUCGAAAUGGAUUUUAUUUGAGAAACAAUAUAUAUCAGCUUGAAGCAUAUAUCUAAGGGCUUCAAAUGUACCCCAUACAAUUUUUAACUCUAUGAUGAUUACUGAAAAAAAUCCAUCUUGAACAAGACCAUCGCAAGCGUUCCAACUUACCUCGUAUACGGGUAAGUUGGAACAUGGUAUGGGGUAAGUUGGAAGACUGCAUGAUCAAUUAAGAAUUACAUGUAACUACUUACAUGGACAACCGUAAUAUUACAUGGUUAGCCUAUUUGCUUUAUUUUUUUUCAAGUUCAAAAUAUCAAACGUGGAUUUGUUGAACUUUGUUUUCUAUUAUACAGCCACUCACGCAAGCCGACUUUGUAGUAGAAUUCUGCUUAUUUGUGUGUGUUCGAUUUUACGUGCAAUUAAGUGUACUAUCAGCAAUUUCAUGUACUUCUGCAUCAAAUUUACAUGACAAAAAUUGUUUAUAUUUUGAAUUAAUUAAUUAUGCAAACAAGCAUAUGAAAUUUGCCCUAAUUUUUUUUUUGGGGUAUGUUUUUGCAUUUAACUCUAUUUAUUAAGCUAGUAGAAUGCUAAUUUUUGGUGAGAGUAUCAAUUUUUAUCUUCAUAACAAAUAUCCACAAAAAAUUACAAAAAAUAUAAUUUCAUAUGUAUUUUUUGUUUUUGGAAAUUUGUAUUUCUUUGUUUUUUGAACCUUUGUUUUUUAUUGCUUUUUCCGAAGAACUUUGUCGGGGACUCUUUUGCGAUCAUAAAUAUAAAAUAAAUUUGAACCAACAAAAGUAGAAAUAAUCCUACAUUUAUGAUUUUGGGUGGAAAAAAAUAAUUUGCAUUGACCUUGUACAUGGAAUCACGUUUUUCAGCAAUUUUGGGUCCAACAUGCACAUACAAAAUGUUGUGUAAUUUCGAAACCGUGCACCCAGGCAUUGCAAAUUUGGUCUCAAAAGAUGCGCAAGACUUGAAAGUAAAAAGUCAGUGAGCGAUGUGGUCAAAAAAAUUUGCGCGACGGCGUAGUGACGAAUUUGUCCGGGGGUGGGGGGGGGGGCUCAAAUUGACCCCCUAGUUUGAUAAGGGUUAAUAUUGCUUUAGGGCCUAUAAUAAGCCUUAAAUGCACACUCAGACCUAACUGAGAAACAAAACAAGCAUGGUAUACAAUACAUGUUCAGAAGAGUGUGAAAUACUGUACACAUUUUUUUCUCAUAUCCAAUGUUUUUAUUCAUAAUUAUGUUGGGGGUAAGUUGGAACAUGUUCCAACUAGCCCCUUCAAUUUUUUUCCAACUACAUGUAACACCAGAGGCCCAUUUGACAUUUCUAAGCUUACAGCACAAAAAGGGACUUCACCGUGGCAUGUUAAUGACCUUAUUUUGUAGCUUGAUACAAGUUUCCAUUAUACCCCCAAACAGGCCAACUUGAUCUAUAAACUUCUCUGAGAUAAUAAAAAAAUUCUGAAAGAGAAAAAAAAUUAUCAAAAGGUGAAAAAACAAAAAUUCCUUUUUAACUUCUACAGGCUUGUUGCACAUGUAUUGUCUGUGAUAUGGUGGAUGGCUGUUGAUAAUAGCAAGAAAUUGAGGGCACUAUUGCAUAAAUUUAUGUAAAGGCGUUUAAGAAAAUUACAAUGUUUCAACUUACCCCGCGUUCCAACUGACCCAAAUCUCCCCUAUAAAACAGGCUCUGUCAUCCAUGGUUAAUGAUUGAUGAUGAUGAUCCAAGGUGGAUUCAUUUUUCAAAACUUGAGCUGGGACUUCUACAGAAGAUUGCUUGAUAACAUUUGUAGUCACAAGAAGGUGGGAUGGGGAUAUCCCAAGGUAUGAGGUACCUGGUACAGUCGCCCAAGUGACAUUCCAAUAACGAUUGAAAUCGGUAUCUUUUUGAGAUUUUUCUGAAUCUUUUUCAAGUCUUUGUAAGAUAACCCCCAGGUGGAAUAUUAUGUAUUACAGUACAAUAACUUGGAAGUUGGUUGAUAUGUCUGCCCGGGGGGCCACUUACAUUGACGAGUGGAUACCAUUCGCGACCCCAAAAACAUGUAAAAAGGAUGUCUUUUUCAAGAUAGGGCACGUUACGUACGUAACGUGAUAAGGGUGUCAAAAACACAAAAAUAUUGAAAAAAGGGUAUCUACUUCGCUCGGAAAAAUAUACGUGUUUAGGGUCAAAUUAUGUGGGGAUGAUAAAACAAAAUCAAAAUGUUUUAUAAAGGAUGUCCUUUUUGCCCCAACACUACGUGUUUAGAGUCCGAUUUGCGCGAGGUGUGGAUGGUGGGGUCGUACUAAACCAAAAUAAUGGUGUGUAAAGGUACAACCGACGACCAACGGACCCGUGACAUAACAAUAAAAUAUCGCUAUACUUGUUUGGGGGUUCAUUUCAUGGAAUACUUGCCUAUAGUAUCGUUUUGUUUCCAAUACUUGUUAAGGGGUGCAUUUUCAGAAUAAGGAAAAUACAUCGCUGUACUUGUUAAGGGGCUCAAUUAUGGGAAUACUUGCCAAUAGCAUUUGUUUCCAAUACUUGUUAAGGGUAGGGUUUCACACGCCAAUACUUGUUAAGGGGUGCAUUUUCAGAAUAUGGAAAAUACGUGUUUAGGGUGCUUUUCAAGACCCCGUGGUCGCGCAUGGUAUCCACUCGUCAAUGGAAGUGGCCCCCCCCCCCCCCGGGUAUGUCUGAUAUUUUCAUUUGUCAUUAUGUGGUGACAGAGUUUUCAUAAUUUUGCUUAUGUUAUUUAGCAUACGAACGUGUUGUCAGUCAUGCAAAAGUCAUGAUUAUUAAACUUACAAACAGCUUUACAAAAUGGCCCCAGGGCAGAUUGGCUACCCAAGUACAUCUGAUUACAACAACUUGACUGGUGAUAGUUGUCAAAUAGUUUUGCAUUGAAAAAUCACAAAAUAUACAUGUAUUGUUUGAGUUUAAUUCUGUAUUGCCAUGGAAUUCUAGAUGAUGGAGAUACAAAAAUGCAAAAUAUUAGCCAGCCCCCCCCCCCCAAUCAUUUGUGAGAGCUUUAAUGGUAUUUUCAUGCAAUAACCAAGGAAGUUUUCUUGGGAGGAAAAACAAGGAGAAUGUUUCUCUCCAUUAAUUCAAUAGGAAGAGGGAGAGAAAAACGGUGAUAAAAACUUCAUUGUAAAAUGAUCUUUAUUCAUGUUAUUUUGAGAGUUCUUUUGUCAAAAUCUUAUUUUUCACAAUUUUGGAAUGAUUGUGGUAUGAUAUCCCUGCUUUUCACUUAUAUCGUACAUUUUUAAUGUAGUAAUAAACAGUCACUUGUACAGUUCGUA
Molecule: messenger RNA, 10306 nt
Organism: Lytechinus pictus (painted urchin)
Lineage: Eukaryota; Metazoa; Echinodermata; Echinoidea; Temnopleuroida; Toxopneustidae
Product: THO complex subunit 2-like
Exons: 40
Coding region: 86-5011 (1641 amino acids)
Biological process (GO): mRNA processing; mRNA export from nucleus
Cellular component (GO): THO complex part of transcription export complex
Molecular function (GO): mRNA binding
Source: RefSeq, a predicted model, not a curated record